AUGGAUUUUCAGAAAUCUUUUCUCAUAUUUAACUUCUUAUUUGCAAUGCAAUUUAUGGUUUUGACAUUAGCUCUUGAUUUGCACAGAAUGUCUAUUGAAGACUAUGUCAAUUACACCAAUCCUCCUGCUGUGCACAAGUAUCAGCAUGAGAAUGGAGACACAAUACUCUGUGUCAGAUAUGAGGAUCAGAUUUCCUUCAAUUCUGACAAAACAUAUGGGCAUAAUAAGAAAGAUUUGAGAAAAAGCUGGACGAAUGAGAAUUUGAGUUCUUCCUUGAGAAAGGAAUGCCCAGAGGGAACAGUACAUGUGAGGGAGAUAAAGCAUGAACAUGUUAAGAGAGCUGGAUCUGUGGCUAGCUUUAUUGCCAUUCAAAAUGCUGGUGCUGGCCAUUCAUAUGAAACAAAGACUGUGAUUGCAAACUAUAUCUAUGAAUCUGCUGAAAUUCGGAAAGCUAGAGGGAUAAUGAAUGUGUGGCAACCAUAUUUGGCUCCGGGUGAUCUGCUGACUCGUUGUUUAAUAAGGAUUGGGGUGGAAACAAGUGAUGGACAACCAAUUCAGAUGAUAGAGUCUGGUUGGCAAGUUAGUAGAUCACUAUACGGAGAUUCAACACCAAGGUUCUUUGUACGUUGGACGGCAGAUGGUUACAACAGUACAGGUUGUUUUGACCUAAUUUGCUCAGGAUUUGUCAUGGCAAAAGAUGCUCCAUUUUAUGCUGGUCAGCCAUUAACAAAUGUAUCUGUAUAUGGAGAUCCCAAUAAACAAGUUGAAUUAGAUAUAGCUAUACAAUAUAAAGCAAGAAACCAUCCAGCAUGGGUGAUAUAUGUUGGUUCCAAAGAAGUGGGUUACUUGCCUGCAAAUUUAGUAGCAGACAUUCUUCCAAAAAUCAAUACAGUGAAAUGGGGCGGAGAAGUUUGGGUUGUCGGGGGAGGUCCACCCUCGAAAACAGAUAUGGGUAAUGGAAGAUUUCCUGGCAAGCGCUACCCAUAUGAUGCAUAUGUUAAAAAUAUGGAGUUUAUGGUUUUGACACUAGCAGUUGACAUGAAUAACAUGACCGUUGAAGAUUAUGUCAGUUACAUCAAUCCUCCGUCUGUGCACAAGUACCAGCUUACUAGCAAGCAUGAAAAUGGAGACAGCAUACUCUGUGUAAUGCAUGAAGAUCAGAUAUCCCUCCUUCCAGCUGGCAAAAAUAAGACCAAUUGGAGAAAGAUGGGGAUGAAUGAAAAUCUCAAACACUUCAAGGGUUGCCCAGAAGGAACAAUCCAUGUGAGGGAAAUAAAGCAUAAGCAUGUUGAAAGAAGUGGAUCUGUGGCUCGGUUCAUAGGAAUAAAGAAUGCUUGGGAAUAUAUGUGGGAAACAGAGUAUGCCAUGGCAAGCCUCCUCUUUGGUGAAGGUGGGAUUGAGAAAGCUACAGGUGUUAUGAAUGUGUGGCAACCACCUUUGAGUCCCUCUGGCACUGAUGUUCUAAGUCGUGGUCUCAUAAGGAUUGGUGUAGAAAAUGCUGAAAAAAUAGUCCAGACAAUAGAGGCUGGUUGGAUAGUUUCCCAAAUUUUGUAUGGAGAUCAGAAAUCAAGAUUCUUUAUACGCUGGACGGCUGAUGGCUUCCAGAAGACAGGUUGUUAUGACCAAAAAUGUCCAGGGUUUGUUUUGGCGAAAAAUGCUCCAUUAUAUCCUGGUGAAGCAUUUAAAGAAGUAUCUAUAUAUGGAAACAAAGAAAAGCAGGUUGAACUAGGCAUAGCUAUACAAUAUGAAGCAAGAAAUCCUCCUGCAUGGGUGGUAUAUGUUGGGUCCAAAGAAGUGGGUUACUUGCCUGCAAAUUUAGUACCAGACAUUCUGCCAAAGAUCAAUACAGUGAAAUGGGGAGGUGAAGUUAUGGUUGUGGCAAAUUUCCCACAGUCCAAAUUAGAUAUGGGUAGUGGAAGAUUUCCUGAGGGGGGCUAUCCAAAUGCAGCAUAUGUCAGAGAUAUGGAUGUAUUUAAGGCUGGUGGUAAGAGAAUGUAUGGAGGAAGCUUUCAGUAUAUGCAGAGUCGUCCAUAUUGUUAUAGAGUGGGGGAUAAGGAUGGCCCCUCCACAUGGGGCACUCACAUCUUUUAUGGGGGUCCAGGAGGUGAUGAAACUCUCUGCAGAACAGUCCAACCUCCACCAUUCCCAGGAAGAGUUUGAUAUGUUCUCAGCACCAAAUGCAGAAUGUUUCCCUUUUUCAUAAAUAGAAAAUGGUAUUAUGUUUACACUUAUAUCGUUUGUUUGAAAAGA
Messenger RNA from Cryptomeria japonica (Japanese cedar), 2250 nucleotides. RefSeq lists its product as uncharacterized. Bases 1 to 2160 code for a protein of 719 amino acids. NCBI's taxonomy places the organism in Eukaryota, Viridiplantae, Streptophyta, Pinopsida, Cupressales, Cupressaceae. The transcript is spliced from 15 exons. The record is from RefSeq and is a predicted model, not a curated record.